Arabidopsis lyrata subsp. lyrata is the source of this 1273-nucleotide messenger RNA. Its product is annotated as protein PALE CRESS, chloroplastic. The record is from RefSeq and is a predicted model, not a curated record. Gene Ontology annotation, cellular component: amyloplast; chromoplast; etioplast. The transcript has 6 exons. Bases 115 to 1092 code for a protein of 325 amino acids. Gene Ontology annotation, biological process: chloroplast organization; leaf morphogenesis; cellular response to light stimulus. NCBI's taxonomy places the organism in Eukaryota, Viridiplantae, Streptophyta, Magnoliopsida, Brassicales, Brassicaceae.
GUGAAAUUCGAAACUAGGGGGACUAAAUGUGGUAGAAGAAUAGAGAUAGUCCGAAUUUACUCAGGAGAUGAUUACAUACAGCAGACGAAGACAAAUAAGCUUUGAAGCUCGACUAUGGCGGCGACGUCGUUGGUUCUAACGUGCGCAUCCCCUCUAUUCAGCUCUCGGCUUGUUUCUGCUACGAAGACGCUGACUACGGAGUUCCCGAUUUCUACAGGUCAGUUUCUCGGGGGUCUAAAUUCUCCUGCCGAUUUCUCAGCUAAAUUCCGAAGAAGAUGCUCGGGAAAAGAUGAAGUGCUUCUACAAGGAAUGCCACCGGAGUAUUACGAUGAUGAAUGGCAAGCUCAACAGAGAGAGAAGACCAAAGAACUGCGGCGGAUGCAGCGGGAGGAAGAAGAAGAAGAGGAGAGAAAGAUUGAAGAAUACCGUGAAAUUGGCAUGAGGUUGAAGGAAUUCCCUGAGCAAGACUUAAGGAAAGCCAGAAAGCUCGUCUCCAGCUUCAUCAGAGCUGCCGAGGAAGUCGAAGAGAGAAUUGAAGAAGCAGCCGAGAAAGGACAACUUGACGAGCUUGUCCUCAUGAUCAUAUGGAACCGGCUUGACCUUGCUCGCCGCGAUGAUGAGAAGGACGCCAUAAGAAGUCUUGAUCUUUUGUAUAGAAGAGUCGAGACAGAGAUCUUAAAACGGCAAGCAAGUCCUGCAAUGAAUCUGCUGAAUGAUCUUCUAAACAUGCAUGAUGGCUUUGAAGACGAUGCUUGGCUCAAGGACUGCAGAAAACGCAUGGCGGAGACCUUCCCCCGAGAAGACCCCUUCAGCAUUCUAAUGCCUCCGGGAUUCGACAUUGAUAUGCAUCAAGGACAGUUGCGACCGCCCAUUGAGACUGAGACAGACAACACCCUUCUGAGAGUAGACUUUGUAAGAGAAGUGGAUGCAUUGCUACAGGAAGUGAGGAUAGAGGAAGACGCUGAAACUGGUAGCAAAGGGGAAGAGCUUGAUCCUGAAGCUAUAGCACUUAAGUUUAAGCAGCAGGAGAAGCAACGAACCAUCCGCCAAGUUGAAGCCAUUCUUGAUUUGGCCCUCAACUUGAAGUGGUAGGGAGGUAACAAGAACAUCAAUCUAUAUGCCAUAAUAAUUUUUUAUAGAUAGACCUUGGAUUUUAGAUUGAUUCAGGCGUUUUUGUUUAGAAAUGAAUGAAUCAAAUAAUAGGUUUGUGGGGAACACGAAAUUGCUUCAAGAAUUUUGGCCAAAAAUUCCAAAUCAAAAUGUUGGUGACUAA